This is a messenger RNA of Talaromyces marneffei, 1074 nucleotides long. RefSeq lists its product as uncharacterized. Bases 1 to 1074 code for a protein of 357 amino acids. The record is from RefSeq and is a predicted model, not a curated record. Gene Ontology annotation, molecular function: NAD binding. NCBI's taxonomy places the organism in Eukaryota, Fungi, Ascomycota, Eurotiomycetes, Eurotiales, Trichocomaceae. The transcript has a single exon.
AUGUCAGCUCCAAUCAGAGUCGCCAUUCUAGACGACUACCAAGACAUCGCAACCGCCAAGUUCGCACAUCUAGUAAACAGCAACAAAAUCUCUUUGAGUCGAUUCCCUCAAACCCUCAACAUCCGCAAUGCCGAUGACCGAGAAGCUCAAAUCAAGCGACUGCAGUCGUUUGAGGUCAUUUCGACAAUGAGGGAACGCAGUCUCUUCAAUGCCGAUUUGAUCGGUUCAUUGCCCAAUUUGAAAUUAUUGUUGACCACCGGCCCGCGCAACUUUGCGAUUGAUCAUGAAUUCGCCGCGACAAAAGGGAUCGUCGUCGCGGGGACACAUCGAACAGCACAGGACGGCGCAGCAGGUGGCGGCGCAGGACCCGAUCCAACUACGCAACAAACCUGGGCCCUCAUCCUGGGGUUGUCGAAACAUAUUGCCCGCGACGAUAUUGCGCUCAAAUCCGACAAGAACUAUUGGCAAGGAGACAGUCUUGCCAUUCACCUUCCCGGGAAGACGCUGGGACUUGUCGGGUUGGGGAGACUGGGGACUGCCUCCGCAAAGAUAGCGAUUUUGGCGUUUGGAAUGAAAGUUGUUGCGUGGAGUUCGAGUUUGACUCAGGAAAAGGCCGACGAAGCCGCGUCCAGUAUUGGGUUGCCGGCUGGAAGUAUUUCGGUUGCUGCAUCGAAGUUGGAUCUAUUAAGGCAGGCGGAUAUAGUGUCGCUGCAUUAUGUACUUUCGGAUCGGAGUCGGGGGUUGAUUGGCCGCGAGGAACUGGCUGCUAUGAAGCCUACUGCACUACUUAUAAACACCUCUCGCGGACCAUUGAUUGAUGAAGAGGCGCUGCUCGAGACGCUCAAGGCGGGUAAGAUUCGUGGUGCGGCGCUGGAUGUGUUUGAUAUUGAGCCAUUACCGGCAGAGAGUGAAUGGAGGACGACAGAGUGGGGGAGGAAUGGACGUAGUGAAGUGCUGCUUUCGCCGCAUAUGGGGUAUGGUGUUGAGGAGUAUAUUGGAAGGAUGUAUGAUCAGAAUGUGGAUAAUUUGGAGAGGUAUUUGGAGGGGAGGGAGUUGUUGUCACGAUUUAACUAG